GGUGCGAAAAGGGGGCGGAGCCACGUGGAGCAAAGUCGAGGAAAGAAUUUUUUUUCACAACAUCGGGAUAUUUGUCCAGCAUCGAUCCGGACGGCGCGUGCACCUGUCGAGAUGGCGGACAACAGGGAUAAGGCGACCGAUCAAAUGAAGACGUGGAAGGAGAACAGGGCGCUGCAGAGGCCAGACACACUGACCACAGGAGCCGGCCACCCAGUUGGAGAUAAGCUGAACCUGCUGACUGCAGGACCGAGGGGCCCUGUGCUUGUCCAAGAUGUGGUCUUCACAGAUGAGAUGGCCCACUUUGAUCGGGAACGAAUCCCAGAGAGAGUGGUGCAUGCCAAAGGGGGAGGGGCGUUUGGCUACUUUGAGGUGACUCAUGACAUCACUCGCUACUGCAAGGCCAAAGUGUUUGAGCACGUCGGCAAGACGACUCCCAUCGCCAUCCGCUUCUCCACUGUGGCUGGCGAAUCCGGAUCCGCAGACACGGUGCGAGACCCCCGAGGCUUUGCCGUGAAGUUUUACUCUGAGGAGGGCAACUGGGACCUGACGGGCAACAACACCCCUAUUUUCUUCAUCAGGGACUCCAUGCUGUUCCCGUCCUUCAUCCACUCCCAGAAGCGCAAUCCCCAGACCCACAUGAAAGACCCCGACAUGGUGUGGGACUUCUGGAGCCUGAGGCCGGAGAGUCUGCAUCAGGUGUCCUUCCUGUUCAGCGAUCGAGGUUUGCCUGACGGGUUCCGCCACAUGAACGGCUACGGCUCUCACACCUUCAAACUGGUCAACGCUGAUGGCGAGCGCUUCUACUGCAAGUUCCACUUCAAGACGGAUCAAGGAAUAAAGAAUCUGUCAGGAGAGGAGGCAGAACGCCUGGCAGCCACCAACCCAGAUUAUGCCAUUGGAGACCUGUUCAACGCCAUUGCCAACGGCAACUGCCCGUCCUGGACGUUCUUCAUCCAGGUCAUGACCUUCGAGCAGGCUGAGAAGUGGCAGUUCAACCCCUUCGAUGUUACCAAGGUUUGGUCACACAAAGAAUACCCUUUGAUCCCUGUGGGGAAAAUGGUGCUUAACAGGAACCCAGUCAACUACUUUGCAGAGGUGGAGCAGCUGGCCUUUGACCCCAGCAACAUGCCACCGGGCAUUGAGCCGAGCCCCGACAAGAUGCUGCAGGGUCGUCUCUUCUCCUACCCAGACACACAGCGACACCGGCUCGGAGCCAACUACCUGCAGAUCCCCGUGAACUGCCCCUUCAGGACCCGUGUGGCCAACUACCAGCGCGAUGGUCCGAUGUGCAUGUUCGACAACCAAGGUGGCGCUCCAAACUACUAUCCCAACAGCUUCAGUGCCCCAGAGACCCAGCCUCAGUUCAUGGAGUCCAGGUUCCAGGUGUCUGCAGAUGUGGCGCGCUACAACAGUUCAGAUGACGACAAUGUCACACAGGUUCGCACCUUUUACACGGAGGUCCUGAACGAAGUGGAGCGCCAGAGACUUUGCCAGAACAUGGCAGGGGCCCUGAAGGGAGCCCAGCUCUUCAUCCAAAAACGCAUGGUUGAGAACUUGAAGGCCGUCCAUCCAGACUAUGGACACCAGGUUCAGAGCCUUCUCAACAAGCACAACGCGGAGGCCAACAAGAACGCAGCUGUGCACGUUUACAGCCGUCCAGGAGCAUCGGCCAUCGCCGCGUCCUCCAAGAUGUGAGGACUCAAAUGUCCAUUCAACUCAUAGAUGCACUUUUCGUGACGAGACUGGAAUACUAACAGUGUCGGGGUUUAGUAAUACAGGGUUUGUGUUUUGUUUUUUUCAAAUUAAAAUAUCAUGUCGUCUACAUUUUCUAGUGCUCAACUUUUAACACAUAAAGGCCUUAAAACUAAUCACAAUUAUGCUUUAUCUCAUUUACAUUUGUGUUUUGGUUGCAUUAAUUAUUUUUUUUCCCAACUGCUGUUGAGUACUAUGAACAAAGUGAUAAUUGCUUCCAGUAAUUAAACUCAGGUUUUUGUGUGUACUACUAUGUUAUGAUGAUCCAACUCUUUUUUUUUUUUCUUUAGCUUAAUUUUAAAGAAAACAAAUGCAGCUCUUCAGAAUGUCUUCUGUCAACAUGAAUCUCCAGUCUUGGUUCAAAUUAGUAAAACACCUUGAGUUGUUAUGCAGGAUUGGCUCCUGGCUGUUUAAUCCACGAUGAGCAAUGUUUUGGCUAUUUUUCUGGACAUAAUUCUGAAAUGGGUGUUUUUUGGCGAUUUAUAAAUGGCAAUGGAAACACCUCGUCAGUCUUACUGUUAGUUGGUUCCUUGUGGAGAUAUGAAUAUCUAGUGAGAUAUGUAAUUGAUGAAAAGCAAAGGUUCACGGUGAGGGUGUAUUUCCAUUACAGCUGAAACAACAGUGCCUUUUCUUUGUGGACUAAAACUACCAAAUACACAUAUUUUUUACCUUAAACGAGCGAAAUCAGUUAUGAUUUGCUGUCAGUUUGAUGUCAACACGUAUUCAGAAGAGACCGUCAAUAGAUGCUAAUGUUUAAAGGUGUAAAUCUACAUUGACUAAUAGUCUAAUUAUUUCAGUUUAAAUCUAUCAAUAUGAAUUGUCCAUGUAACGUGUUUUUUUGUUUGUUCCUGUCUUAAUGAACUUGUAAUCAAAGCUUCCAUCA
Messenger RNA from Cyclopterus lumpus (lumpfish), 2635 nucleotides. It is a transcript of the gene cat, whose product is annotated as catalase. The transcript is spliced from 13 exons. The coding region runs from base 112 to 1695 and encodes 527 amino acids. Gene Ontology annotation, molecular function: catalase activity; heme binding. Gene Ontology annotation, cellular component: peroxisome; cytoplasm; mitochondrion. Gene Ontology annotation, biological process: hydrogen peroxide catabolic process; response to hydrogen peroxide. The record is from RefSeq and is a predicted model, not a curated record. NCBI's taxonomy places the organism in Eukaryota, Metazoa, Chordata, Actinopteri, Perciformes, Cyclopteridae.